This is a messenger RNA of Aspergillus versicolor CBS 583.65, 1509 nucleotides long. RefSeq lists its product as uncharacterized. Bases 1 to 1509 code for a protein of 502 amino acids. The record is from RefSeq and is a predicted model, not a curated record. The transcript has a single exon. Lineage: Eukaryota; Fungi; Ascomycota; Eurotiomycetes; Eurotiales; Aspergillaceae.
AUGGGCUUGCUGGAUACCAGUGAUUACUCAUGGACGCAGGUCAGGCCAGGGCGCUGGGAGCGCAAUAUUGAUGAGUCGGAGCAGUUCUAUACGACGCUGGCGAAGACGUACGAAGCGAGUGGGCGCUGCUGCUUCGCGAUCACCGCGUACGUUUCUUUCUCGGUGCAGGGUGCUGAACAUGAAGUGGAACUAGCCCUGCGAAAGGCGUGGCUGCGCUUGCGAUAUGAGAGUCCGACGGUUGCGUCGUGGGUUGAGUACAGCGAGCAGAGGCAGCGGUGCAGGAAGAUCUAUGACACGGCGCCGACCCCGGAGGCCCAGAAUGCCUGGCUGGAGAGUACAUUCCAGGUCGUUCGCACGAGGAUGUCCGGUCUGCAGUGGUGCAAUUCCGAUCCGCCUGUUCCGGACAUUCCGACUUUGUUCAUGAUAAAGCGCGCGGGCCGCUCGAGUCCGACGGUCUCGGCGGAUGUGGUCCUUCGCUGUCGCCAUGAUGUGAUGGACGGGGCUGGGGCGUUGAUGCUGCUGAAUAGUCUGUUUGUGCAUGCUGCACAGGCUCUGGAUCAAGGUGAUGGAUAUCGACUUCCGGACUUUGGCGAUGAGUACGCCCGAUUGAGUCCACCGUUUCGCAUUGCUGCUGGAGUUCCACCGGGCUUGAGUAAGAAGCAGCACAGCCGUUUGAACAAGACCAUUUCCAUGAACGCGGCAUUGAAGGAGGUUGAAAUUGCUGGGUUCCCUCGCCGGAAAGGUGCGACACAACCAGGGAAGCACCAACGCGUGGCCAUUACGCUGUCGACGGAAUCGACGUAUCGUCUGGUGAAGGCAUGCAAAGCGUUGGGAUUGAGCGUUACUCAUGCCUAUCACACUGCUAUUGGCAUCGUACUGCGGGAUUUACAGAGGAGACAGUCACGACCAAGAACGGUGCGAUAUAUCAACUAUUGUCUCAUGGAUGAACGACCCCAGUGCGAGGAGCCGUACAACACCCCAGCGCAUGCAGCAUCUGUCUACCAUUCCGUUUCUGGUGAAUGUCUGGCAGUGGACCUUACCGUUCCAGCUGCCUCCUUUGGGGCGCUUGAUCAAGUGCUGGACUACAGCAUACCGCGGCGGAAUGAGUACAUGAAGGUCGCCAGUGCGGUUCGACGGUUCGACAUACAGAACCGCAAUGACAAACAACGAGUUCAGAUGGUCCCCUCGUACUGGGGGAUGAUCACGCCUCCCUACCCAGCGGAUAAUGCCGCACCUGCACUGCCGCCGCCGUAUAACAAACCAUCUGUAUCUCUUUCCGACCUGGGCACGCUGGAUAACACCAUCUCGCCGUCGCAGGGCGCUUUCCAAUUGGACAAUCCAUGGGUUACGAGGGAGCACUUGGUGACUGGGCUAGCCUUGUUUCUGGGGAUCUGGGACGGGCGACUUACCUUGAGUGCCACGUAUAACGAUGCAUGGCACACGAGGAAUGAGGCGUUGGCCUUCCUCGACAGGUGUAAUGUAGUCUCCCUUCAGGCUCUUGGAGCCUAG